This is a messenger RNA of Pteronotus mesoamericanus, 936 nucleotides long. RefSeq names its product solute carrier family 25 member 53 (gene SLC25A53). Bases 16 to 936 code for a protein of 306 amino acids. Gene Ontology annotation, cellular component: mitochondrion. Gene Ontology annotation, molecular function: NAD transmembrane transporter activity. The transcript has a single exon. The record is from RefSeq and is a predicted model, not a curated record. NCBI's taxonomy places the organism in Eukaryota, Metazoa, Chordata, Mammalia, Chiroptera, Mormoopidae.
CCAGUUGUCUCCAGCAUGGGGGAACAGAACCAGUCUCCUGGGAAUGAGCUUCAGCAAUGGACUCAAUCAGAGACUCCUGGAAAGAAAAGCUGGCACUCCCAGGCCUACGCCCUUGGGGCCAUUUCCAAUUUUAUGUCUACUUUUCUGACCUUUCCUAUUUACAAGGUUGUGUUCCGGCAGCAGAUCCAUGCUGUGGCAGUGUCGGAGGCUCUGCGACAGCUUUGGCAUGAAGGCCCCCAGUACUUCUACCGGGGAAUCUACCCACCUCUUCUCUCCAAGACGUUGCAAGGGACUCUACUGUUUGGGACUUAUGAUAGCCUGCUGUGCUCUCUCUCCCCAGAUGGGCCACACUCCCUGAGACACCGCUGGGCUGCAGGGCUCAUGUCUGGUGUUGUCGAGGCUGUGGCACUCAGCCCCUUUGAAAGAGUACAAAAUGUGCUCCAGGAUGGUCGCAAGCAAGCUCGCUUUCCUACCACCUUCAGCAUUCUCAAGGAAUUCAACUCUUACGGGCUUUGGGGGCGGCUGUCACUAGGCUACUAUCGUGGUUUCUGGCCUGUUCUUCUCAGGAACAGCCUGGGGAGUGCUUUGUAUUUCUCCUUCAAGGACCCUAUCCAGGAUGGCUUGGCAAAGCAAGGCCUACCCCACUGGGUUCCUGCCUUGGUGUCUGGGAGUGUCAAUGGAACGAUCACCUGCCUAGUUCUCUAUCCUCUGAUUGUGCUGGUUGCCAAUAUGCAGUCCCACAUUGGCUGGCAGAGCAUGCCCAGCCUGUGGGCCUCUGCCCGGGAUAUGUGGGACACUCGGGGACGAAAAGUGUUCCUGAUUUACCGUGGAGGCUCCCUCGUCAUCCUAAGGUCCAGUGUAACAUGGGGCCUCACUACUGCUAUCCAUGACUUCCUUCAGAGAAAGUCUCAUUCCAGGAAAGAGCUGAAAGACUGA